Sinocyclocheilus anshuiensis is the source of this 332-nucleotide messenger RNA. Its product is annotated as cytochrome c oxidase assembly factor 5. The transcript has 3 exons. The record is from RefSeq and is a predicted model, not a curated record. Gene Ontology annotation, cellular component: mitochondrion. Lineage: Eukaryota; Metazoa; Chordata; Actinopteri; Cypriniformes; Cyprinidae. The coding region runs from base 24 to 251 and encodes 75 amino acids. Gene Ontology annotation, biological process: mitochondrial respiratory chain complex IV assembly.
CACGUUUUGCAAAGCUCUACAGAAUGCCCAAAUAUUACGAGGAUAAAGAGGACGAUGGCCGCGCCUGCGCUGGAUUAAGAGAAGAUUUCAAAGCCUGUCUCCUUCAGCAUGACUGUGUAGUGAAGGAGGGUAAGAAGCCCAGUGAGUGUCUGAAGGAAGGACAUUGCAAAGGCUUGCAAGUGGCUUUCUUUGAGUGCAAGAGAUCCAUGCUGGACACCAGAUCUCGAUUCCGAGGCCGAAAGGGAUACUGAAUAACACCUUCAACGUGAAUAACAUGUUUUGUAUCAAAAUGCCAAGACAUGCUCUCAAAUGUGUAAAUAUUAUGCUUUUUA